AUGAAAAUGAAGUUUCGGCUUAGUCAGACUGGACGCCGGCGUCUCACGAAAAAUGCAACCAGGGCCCUGGAACCAUGGCUCGUCGACGAAGAAGACGAUGACAAGGCAGUCGGCCUGCUCGUACCAGACGAGGACACCCGGUGUAGCUGGUUCGGCUUCUCGCCGUCGGUGGCGCAGCGGUUCGCGAGGCCUGAGUGGGUGCUGGUGUGCUUCAGCAUGGCCGCCUUCGUUCAGGGCAUGGUGAUCAGCGGCUUCAUCAACGUGUCGCUGCCCACGCUCGAACGCCGCUUCCACCUGCGUAGCGUCGAGACGGGACUCAUUGUGGCCAUGUACAACGUCGGCUCGCUCCUGCUCAUGGCGCCAGUCACCUUCUUCGGCAGCGAGAUGAACAAGCCGCGGAUCAUGGCCAUCGGAGUCGCAUGCAUGGGCCUCGGCUCGUUCAUCUACAGCCUGCCUCAUUUCGUGGCCCCGCAGUACAAGUUUAGCCGGCCGCUGAAAGACCUUUGCCCGUACGUCAGUGGACCAACGUACGAAGCCAGCGGUUCGCUUCGGAACUACCGCUUCAUCUUUAUGCUCGCCAACCUCGUGCACGGCUGCUCUACAGUGCCUUUCUACACGCUCUCAGUGGCCUACAUGGACGACAACCUGUCGGCCCAGAAGUCCAGUUGGUACAUUGGCAUCUACUACACCGCAGCCAUCAUGGGGCCAGCGAUCGGCUUCAUUCUUGGUGGCACGUUUCUGAAAACGUACACUGAUGUCAGCGUAGACGCCGCGAGCAUUGGCCUGUCGCCGUCCAGCACCGUGUGGGUCGGUGCCUGGUGGAUAGGCUUCAUGAUUACCGGCACCCUGUCGCUGAUCCUGUGCGGGCCCAUACUCGGCUUUCCCAAGAGAUUACCGGGUGCUGUGGUGGUCCAGAAGCCGCUCGAAGUGGACGCGCGGGCGUUGAAGGGUGACUCGGUGCAGGUGCAGCUCGUCGACAUGCCCAAGGCCGUGCAUUACCUGCUGAGAAACUACACAUUCCUGUUCAUCAGCCUGGCCGCCACCGUCGAGACGAUGCUCGGCUCCGGCUAUUCGAACUUCGCCGCGAAGGUGUUCGAAUCCGAGUUUGGCAUGACCUCGGCUAACGCGGCACUCCUGCUUGGCAUGAUCGGGAUUCCGAGCGCGUGCUUGGGCUGCUUUCUGGGCGGCUACGUGGUCUCCAAGCUGAACCUGAGCUGCGCAAGCAUUAUACGCAUGUGCAUCGUAGUCUCCGUGCUCAACUGGUUCGUGUUCUUCGCGAUGCUCAGCUCCUGCCCGGACAUAAAAUUCGAGGGCAUUGACAUGGAAAAGAAGACCGUCCUCACGUCCAAGUGCAGCAGCGACUGCGUUUGCCCGCUCAGCUUCAAUCCAAUAUGCGGUCGGGACUCGAAGAUGUACAUGUCACCGUGCCAAGCCGGCUGCCGCAACGAGACCUAUGAUCCCGUGGCCGGCACCACGUUGUACACUAACUGCGACUGCAUCACCUUGGAGGGAGACAACGCCAGCGACGUGGUGGAGGCCGAACGGGUGCGCUGCACGCAGGAGUGCUCUGCGUACUACUUCUACAUGGCGGCUACCUUCUUCUGCCUCUUCAGCACGUUUUUCAUCAGCGCGCCUGGUAUCAGCGUCACCAUCAGGUUCGCAACCCCAAACCUAAGCUCUUGCUGUUGA
Molecule: messenger RNA, 1689 nt
Organism: Rhipicephalus sanguineus (brown dog tick)
Lineage: Eukaryota; Metazoa; Arthropoda; Arachnida; Ixodida; Ixodidae
Product: solute carrier organic anion transporter family member 4A1-like
Exons: 10
Coding region: 1-1689 (562 amino acids)
Biological process (GO): sodium-independent organic anion transport; transmembrane transport
Cellular component (GO): membrane
Molecular function (GO): protein binding
Source: RefSeq, a predicted model, not a curated record